Messenger RNA from Mytilus californianus (California mussel), 1019 nucleotides. Its product is annotated as mitotic spindle assembly checkpoint protein MAD2B-like. NCBI's taxonomy places the organism in Eukaryota, Metazoa, Mollusca, Bivalvia, Mytilida, Mytilidae. Bases 70 to 690 code for a protein of 206 amino acids. Gene Ontology annotation, cellular component: zeta DNA polymerase complex. The transcript is spliced from 7 exons. The record is from RefSeq and is a predicted model, not a curated record.
UUGUUAUCUCCCUUUCAUCGUACAGUUUUUGCAGACGAAGUUUUUUCCAAAAAUAAUUUAGAAAUAAUCAUGACAGAGACUGGAGAAUUACAAAAUGCCUACAUUGGAGCUGACAUAUUUUGUGAAUUUCUGGAGGUGGCAAUGCACUGUAUACUUUAUACCAGAGAACUUUACCCUGCUGGAGUGUUUGAAAAGAAAAAGAAAUUCAAUGUUCCUGUCAAAAUCUGUGUCCAUCCAGAUGUUUUGUCAUAUGUUACCAACACUGUUGAUAGCAUUCGUCUGUUGCUAAAAGAAAAUGGUGUUUUUAAGGUGACAGUUGUAGUUGUUACACCUGACCACAAGCCUGCUGAGAGAUUUGUUUUUGAAGUGGCCAAACCAACACAAAAUAUAGGCAAUGAUAAAUAUUUGUAUCGUCUAGAAGAAUCAUUGAGAGCAUUCCUGUUAAAACUCAGUGUGACAGAGUCUUUAUUAAAACCUUUACCUGAAGACUGUACGUGGACUGUACAAGUGUAUACUAAAGAGUCAGCUGCUUUAGCCAUUGAACAAAAACAACAUAUUAAGGAUUUUCCAUGGAUUCUGGCAGAUGAAAGGGAGACAACUAUGGAAGAUCCUAAAAUGAUUCCAUUAAAGGCUGUUAAUUCAGAUUACUUGCAGAUGCAGCUAUAUGCAGAAGAAAACUCAAUAAAAUAAAGCAGAAGUCAUACAAAAUUGUAAACAAUACAGUACUUUGACUAUGUGUGAAAACCAUAUACAUACUGUAUAGCUGCGUUAGUAGGCGUCACUAAUUCAGUGGUUUGAUAACUCUGUGAUUAUGAAAGUGUAAACUUUCAGUGAUAUAUAAUUUUCAUCAAGCAUUGAUAUGUAUUCCAAAUACUUGAAAAAGCUCAAAUUUGCACUCCAGCAAAUUUGUUUUUGUUGAACUAUGUUGAUCAUGGCAAUGUCAGACAUUCGUUGUGGAGAAACUGAUUCUGUGAUGGUGGUUGACAAACUCUUAAAUAAAGACUUCAUUAUCAUUGAAA